This is a messenger RNA of Solanum stenotomum, 413 nucleotides long. RefSeq lists its product as uncharacterized. Gene Ontology annotation, biological process: translation. Bases 45 to 413 code for a protein of 122 amino acids. The transcript has a single exon. Gene Ontology annotation, molecular function: 5S rRNA binding; structural constituent of ribosome. The record is from RefSeq and is a predicted model, not a curated record. Lineage: Eukaryota; Viridiplantae; Streptophyta; Magnoliopsida; Solanales; Solanaceae. Gene Ontology annotation, cellular component: ribosome.
GACCCAAACGCAGUCUAUCUAAAACCCAUAGUACGACACCGUAAAUGACCACCGGAACCCAUCUCCUCCGCCUACUCGUCUCCUGCCGGAAAAUCACGGCACAGGUGACAGCCACGAGCACCGACACCAUUGUAGCUAUGGCUUCAUCAGCUGAGCAAGAGUUCUCAGCGCAGUGUAGAGCCAAGCUCAACCGAGUGCCUAGGUGCCGCAAUCUCUGGGACACGAAGAUGGCCUCAAGAGUCGGAGAUAAGCUCGGAGAUCGGCUCAGUGAAGUCGGAGUCCAAAACGUGGAAAUCGACGUUGAAGAGGAGCUCAAUAGGCCGAUGCACUACCGGCAAAUGGUAGCGCCGCUUUUUGAGUCCGUCAAACGCAAGGGCAUCGCCGUUGUUGGAGCUGACAAAUUGGUUUUCUAG